Phacochoerus africanus (Common warthog) is the source of this 1971-nucleotide messenger RNA. RefSeq names its product family with sequence similarity 133 member A (gene FAM133A). The transcript is spliced from 4 exons. The record is from RefSeq and is a predicted model, not a curated record. NCBI's taxonomy places the organism in Eukaryota, Metazoa, Chordata, Mammalia, Artiodactyla, Suidae. The coding region runs from base 337 to 1083 and encodes 248 amino acids.
UUUUAAUAAGUGCUGUCUGUGGUGUUUGGCAAGCCUGGUUUAUAUCCAUCUACAAGGUUUGCGAACCCAUGUUGCCGAUUCUUUUCUGCCACAGAACAACUCCCUUGGUACAACCAAAAAGACCCGUGUUUACUUUUCAUUAAAAGUGGAAGAACCUGGAAAAGUCCAAGAAAAGAAGCAGCUGGGAAAGUGAGAGGAAAACGGAAUGUUUAUAUCCUUGGAAGCUAUUUGAGAAUGGAGCCUAUUUGUUAUACCAGCAGAUGAAGAAUUUAAGGAGGGUGUCUAUCUUUAUUCUCUUUAACAACUGAGAGUCUGCUCUGGGAACCAUCAGGCACCAUGGGGAAGCGGGAUAAUCGUGUAGCUUAUAUGAAUCCUAUAGCAAUGGCCAGAUGGCGGGGCCCCUCGCAAUCUGCAGGCCCAACAAUACAAGAUUAUCUGAAUCGACCGAGGCCGACCUGGGAAGAAGUGAAGAAACAAUUAGAAAAUAAAAAGAAAGGCUCCAAGGCAUUAGCUGAAUUUGAAGAAAAAAUGAAUGAGAAUUGGAAGAAAGAACUAGAAAAAAGCAGAGAGAAGUUAUUAAGUGGAAAUGAGAGCUCAUCCAAGAAAAGGGAAAGAAAGAAAAAGAAAAAGAAGAAAUCUUGUCAGUCUUCGUCGUCUUCUUCAUCAAGCUCUGAUUCUUCAAGCAGUUCUUCAGAUUCUGAGGAUGAGGAGAAGAAACAAGGAAAAAAGAGAAAGAAAAAAAAGAACCGUGCAUACAAAUCAUCUGAAGGCUCUACAUGUGAAUCUGAAUCAGAGAGCAAGGAAUCUGUAAAAAAGAAGAAGUCAAAGGAUGAAACAGAGAAAGAAAAGUAUAUUAAAAGUCUCAGCAAAAAAAGAAAGAAGACUUAUCCUGAAGAUAAACCUUUAUCAUCAGAGCUCUCAUCAGAAUCAGAUUAUGAAGAGGAGAUGCAAGCAAAGAAGAAAAGGAAACGUGACGAUCGAGAAAAGGCAACAGAAAAGGCAAAGAAGAAGAAGAAGAAACAGCACAAAAAACAUAGUAAGAAGAAGAAAAAGAAGUCAGGUUCAAGUCACAAGUCAGGAUAAUAUCAAGAAAAAAAAAAAUAAAGCAAGAUGUCCCUAUUGAAAAAAAGCAAGGUCUAAAGGAAACUUCAACUGUGAAUGUUAGGGCAUAUUUACCAAAAUGCAUGAAUUUCCCUGUGUUAGUAGAAUUAUUCCCAGACUUUUGAGUUGCCAGUCAAAUGCUACUGUGCCAGAAAGGGCCAUAAUUGUUGCCUGCAGCUUAAAUGUAGGAUUUUGUUUCAUUUGUGUGUUUUUCCUUCCACUGGCUAAUUCCUCAGAGAACUAAAACCCUGUUGUCAUACUAGUGGUUAAAAUGUUUGGAAUUAAAGUAAAAUGUUUUAGGUGAUAAAUAAUUUUGACCCAAAAAUGUCCCUAAUAGUCAAGAGAUCUAAUUUGGAUACAUCUUAAAAAUAUAAUCAGAACUAUCCAGAUGACAAUAGUUGACAUUUUUGAAGCAACUAUUGAUGCUCAAAAAUGACUAUUUGAUGUCUCCAAAUACUUACUUUUGAAGAUUAAAAAUUUAGUUUAUUUUUCUUUUCUCCUUAAUAAACUUUUGUUCAUAUGGGGAAAGGGCUUGCGGGGGAAAAAAGAGUUUGCUCUCACUUUGGCUAGCUGAAUAGUGUGCCUUUGGUCCUUACACAUCCUAUUUUUGCCUGUGCGGCAGCCAUUCUUUUCUUAUUUGGUGAUGUUGUAUGCUACUUUAAUGAACAAGAAAGACAGCAAUUUACAGUAUAAAUAAGACCCCAAUUUUAUGAAAUUUACCUCCACUUCCACAGUACUGAAUAAUAUUUAGUGUUACAGUGUUACAUGAUUUGAAUUAACGUUGAUACCCUUUGCAGGGGAAUCGUUUUAAAUAGACCCUGGUAUUUUUUGAUUAAUAAAGAUUCUGAAAUAUUUUGCAUGUUUUAUACU